Owenia fusiformis is the source of this 2873-nucleotide messenger RNA. NCBI's taxonomy places the organism in Eukaryota, Metazoa, Annelida, Polychaeta, Sabellida, Oweniidae. The record is from the annotation of a GenBank genome assembly.
UUUGCAUGCACCAUGCUUAAAGCUCUAAUUUAUUUUUGCAAAAAACAUGAAAAAGGUUGGCAUCAAAGUCUAAUAAUGGUUCAAGUAACUUGGUCUAGGUAUUCUGAGUUUUUAAUUUUGGUGUAUUUUUGAAUCAGAAUUAGGCACUGAGAUGGCGACCGACUCUCCCUACCCAACUUCCCCAUGGCUUAAUAGUAAUACUUAUAAGGAGAACGCUGUCAAGGUUGUGAAAUAACACCUGAGUUUGACAUUUUAACUACACAAUCAAUGGUACAUGUAUUAUCAACCUUGAUCAAUCAAGCUUUUACUUUAAAAUUAAAUUAGCAAAUUACGAUGAAUAAGACAGUAGUGUCUGUAUCCUUCGCGUUGCUUUUGUCGACCGUGCAUAUUGUCAUCUGCCAAGACUCAGAAUGGGGAACUAAUGAUUACAUCGAGUACCAGGUGGGAACUACGGGCACUAAAAUCAUCUUGACGUCAUCGCAUGGCGGCCACCUGCGUCCAGAGAGCAUUCCAGAACGCGACCAUGGCUGCUUCAUAGCUGACGUAUGUGUGUAUUCGCAUUUUUGCAGCCCUAAAGAUGAGUUAAAUUGUCGAGCUGUUGUCAUUCCGGACGCUCAUACAUUAGAACUGACCGGGACUAUUGCUGAUGCAAUGCAGAAUAUCACAGGGCAGCGUCCACAUGUUAUUCUAAAUCACCUUCACAGAGGCAAACUAGACGCCAACAGAGAGAUUGAGCAAGCAGCGUUCGGUGUCCCUGAAGCAGAGACGGCGUGGCGUGAAUUUCAUGAGUUCAUUGAGCGAGCACAGGCCACAGUAGGCACAGGGUUGCUCGUUGAUAUACAUGGACAUGGUCAUCCAGAACCUUGGCUUGAAAUAGGUUAUCUGUUUAGUGGACUUGACCUUGACCUCAACGAUAUUGACCCAGCAAGGUCGUCAAUAUAUCACCUAAGCACACAGGUGAACGUACCAUUUGACGAUCUUCUUCGAGGCGCCGAAAGUUUGGGAGGUCGUUGCGAGGCGGCCGGCUACAUCGCGGUUCCAGCGCCAGAUUACCCUGGACCCGACGGAGGCAACUACUUCACAGGCGGUUAUAUAACCAGGAGGCAUGGAUCACGAGACCAGGGUACCAUUGACGCUAUCCAAAUAGAAUCACCAAGAUUUCUGAGGGAUAUGUGGGAAGAUUACGGCUCUGACUUGGCUGUCAUUAUUCUUAAUUUCUAUCAAAGAUGGUACACUUAAAAACGGACUUGAGCCAAAUUAAACAUACAUGCAUUUUAAUUGUUGUUUUUUUAUUUACUUUUACUUCACAUAGCAUUGAUUUUCUGGUCUAAUUUUGUGACCAUUACAUGCUAGUGUUACAUGGAAAUAAGUUAGUUCAUGAUAUAUUUAGCUGCCUUUUAAAUCACAAGCGUCCAAGAUUAGUAGGAGGUAGUAUAAUGUACAGUAAUGGGAAGACGCCAAUCACAUAUUGCAUGUCCAUAAAUCGUUGACAUCUUACACGAGAAAUCUUACACAGCAGUAGACACUUUGAUCACCUUUCUCCUUGAAUGGAGCAAUUUACCCAGUAAUUCUCGUUGAUUUAUCAGCUCAAACGAUAUCUUCAAGGUCUGUGAGUUUAUUAGCAUAGGCUAAAGGUAGGCAGAGUAAUAUGAGUAAUAUUGGCAAUGCUGACCUCAUGCUCCCAAAAAGCAAAAGAUAUCCACUAGCCCCACCUUAAGCUCUAUAUCCGAUAUAAAAAACACUUUUGGUGUUUCCUUCAUUUGUGUUUCCACGAUUUGUUCCAGUUUUACUUUAACAAUAGAUAAUGCAUUUAUCUAACAACAAUAAUGUUAUUGGAUUUGCAUAGACAUUCUAAUCCUCCCGUUGUAUUAAGCUGAGGAUGAAACUGCUUUAUUCUGAGAUUCUAUGAAUGGGUCACGUGAGCAGUUCAUUGUGGGGUACCUGGGAUUGAACCUCCUCUGUUUCAGUGUUUUAGUAAGUCCCUGGAUAUAAGCAUCCGCAUAAUUUCAUUUGUUCCUGAAAAAACAAAUAAGUUAUCAUUUUGUGUAUUAGGCUAUGACAACCCAUUAAGGCAUUUAGUUAUUGGAUAUAGUACCGUCUAAUAUCUUCAAUUGUUGCCUGCAUAUCACCUUAUACAGAGAGUAUGUGGAAAGAAAGUUGAAAAUGCAAUUGUAAAUACACAAAUGCUAUCGAAUACGUUUUUUCGUCUUUAAGUGAAUUAUGGACCACCGCCUUUUGAUUUUGCUCUGUGGAUUUCUAUAAAGAAAGCUGUGUUUAAAUAUUUUAUGAUGAUAUUGUGACGAUUCUCAAUUUGUUUACAGUUAAUUCAAUCUACAUGUACUAUAAUUGUCUACAGUAAUCUUGCGUCAAGUACCAUCUUCCUAUAAUAUACAAAGGUUCUAAUGUAAGAGCAAUAUAUACUGGGAAGAGGGGGGGGGGGCAUAGUACCUUCUAAGAUCUCAUGGACCCUAAGGUCUCUGAGAUACUGCUGUACAGGGUAGUCCUUUAGGUAGCCAUAACCCCCAAACAUCUGAAGGGCCUGAUUACAUAUCUGGGAACACUCCUCCGUUGCAUAUAACUUUGCCAUGGAGCACAGUGCAACCGCAUCAGGGGACUUGUCCUGGAGUGCUCUAGCUGCGUUACGUACCAUUAGACGUGAUGCAACAAGUCUUGUUGCCAUUUCUGCGAGACGAUAUUGUAAAAACUGAAGUCAUAUUGGUAGAAAGGGAUUUAAUGCAGAAUUAUACAAAACAAAGGUAUAUUAUGUUGUGUCUCCACCUCUGUUAAUUCACUAAAAGUCAGUUAUGUAAUUCAAUAUUCAUAAUAUUAACAAAAUUGAUAUAUUUGAUUGUCCAGUCUUGCGUCAAGUUCCA